UCCACUGCUUCGUCCCAUCCAGGGUCCCAUUAAGGAAUUGGCGCAGGAUUUGGGGCGCUCGCUCAAAUAGGUCCUCCGCGCCUAGACCCUAAAGGUUAAUUAUGUUUCUUAGGGCGAUCAAGAGGAAUCAUCAGGAUUGAAACUUAUAGACUUGUAGAUUUACUGUGAUAGAUGCGGUUUUUCUGCAGAAGAUGAAAGUGUGUUCAGAUGUAAUUGUAAAAAAACUGAAGCGCUAAAUUUAGGUAUAAAAACGAAAUAUUUUCGGGGUAUUUUACCUUUAAAUUAUUGAUCUCGGUCUUGGCAAGUAAGUCUUGAAUAUCUCUAAACCCAACUACUUCAGGAAAUGCUUAUUGAACUAGCUGCUGUGUUUAUCUUGGUAAUACGUGGGAUCCGUGCAUCCGUCAUCACUGGAAGCGAUCUGCAGCCCUACAUGCCCAAUGUGUGCCCAACACGUGAAGCGAUGCUGGUAGCACGGAAUCAGCCGUGUGUCCAGGCCUUCACGCGUGUUGUAAAAGUGUGGAAGCAGAACUGCCCAGGCCAAACGUGGUGCAUGGGUUAUGACCGACGGACGGCCUACUACACAGCUUACCGGCAGGUGUACCAGCAGGAGUACCGCACCGUCUACAAGUGCUGCCCCGGCUGGUCCCAGCUCAACGGAGAAGCAGGCUGCCUCUACCCUAUCUGCAGCGAUGGUGUGUGCUUCAAUGGUGGGCAGUGCCGUGAGGACUCAGUCCACCGCUGUGACUGUCCUCCAGGCUUCAAAGGGCCCAGCUGUCAGUAUGACAUGAAUGAAUGCGAGGAGUCGAACGGGGGCUGUGAGGCUGAGUGCUGCAAUACCAUUGGCAGCUUCUACUGCAGGUGUCCUGCUGGCCAUGAGCUCCAGGAGGACGGCCAGACCUGUCGGGACGUUGACGAGUGCCAGGUCCACAACGGCGGCUGCCAGCACAGAUGUUUGAACACCCCGGGCUCCUACCGCUGCGAGUGCGACGUGGGAUUCCGCCUGCACGUCGACGCGCGCACCUGCAUCCCGGUUCACUCCUGUGCGGUCAGCAAUGGAGGCUGCGAGCAUGACUGCGUCCCCAUGUCCCCUGGGCACUUUCGAUGCCGCUGCAGGGACAGCUACGAGCUGGCCAAGGAUGGCAAGCACUGCCGGCCACGGGACCCGUGUGCCAACCGGAAUGGGGGCUGCAUGCAGGAAUGCCGGAGCGAUGGCGGGCGGGCGCUGUGUAGCUGCCGCCCCGGCUACCGGCUGGCAGAGGACGGCGAGGCCUGUUCAGAUGUCGACGAGUGUCAGACGGGCCAGGCCACCUGUGCACAUGGCUGUGUCAACACACACGGCUCCUUCGUCUGCAUCUGCAGUGCUGCCUACGAGCUGGGCGAAGACGGCAGGCAGUGCUACCGCAUUGAGAUGGAGAUAGUCAACAGCUGCGAGACAAAUAACGGCGGCUGUUCGCAUCACUGUCAGCAUUCCACCAAUGGGCCGGUCUGCAGCUGUAACCAUGGCUACCAGCUGGGCGAUGACCUCAAGACCUGUGUGGAUGUUGACGAAUGCGCAGACGGCAUCGCCUGCUGCAAGCAGGGCUGCAGUAACUACCCGGGUGGGUACGAGUGCUACUGCGACGCGGGAUACCAGCUCCACCUGCAGGGGUGCAUCUGUGAGGAUGUGGACGAGUGCCUGUCCGGAAAUGGGGGCUGUGAGCACAGGUGCCAGAACACGCCGGGAUCCUUCCAGUGCUCCUGUCGCCCGGGACACCACCUGGACGAGGACCAGCGCUCCUGCCUUCUCCUGGGCGGCGCUGUGGAGGCGCUGAGUAGCUGGCAGCCGGAAGAACGACCCCAGCUCCAGCUCACGCUGCUGCGGGACUAUGAGCAGCCGCUGGAGCGCUACGACGACUACGAGGACGGCCUAGGAGAGCUGCGUGCAGAGAGCGUGCUGGCAGAGAAGUUUGUGUGUCUGAACGGCACCUUCGGCCACGACUGCAGCCUGACGUGUGCAGACUGCUCCAAUGGGGGGGUGUGCAGGCCAGAAGGGGGUGGCUGUGACUGCCCUGACGGCUGGACUGGGGUCGUCUGCAAUCAGACGUGUCCCGAGGGGACCUACGGGCGGAGCUGCUCCUUCAGCUGUGGGUGCCAGAACGGGGGCACGUGUGACCCGGCCAGCGGCACGUGCCGGUGCCCCCCCGGCGUCAGUGGCGACAUGUGCCAGGAUGGCUGCCCCAAAGGCCUGUAUGGGAAGCACUGCAAUAAGAGGUGCAACUGCGCCAGUAAGGGACAUUGUCACCGCACCUACGGGGCCUGCCUCUGCGACCCGGGGCUCUACGGCCGCUUCUGCCACCUGCCUUGUCCCAAGUGGACGUUCGGCCCGGGCUGCUCUGAGGAAUGCCGCUGUGUCCAGCGGAACACCCUGGAAUGUCACCGUCGCCACGGCACCUGCGUCUGCAAACCUGGGUACCAAGGAGACGCCUGCCAGGAAGAAUGCAUUGCUGGGUUUUACGGCUCGGGAUGCGUAAAGAGAUGCGAGUGUCCACUGGGCACCCCGUGUGAUCCGGUGGCCGGGGAGUGCCAGCGCCAGUGCCCUCCGGGUCGGAUUGGAGCCAGAUGUGAAAAAGAAUGCCCAGGCGGACGUUUCGGGGUGGCAUGUGCCAUGCGAUGUAACUGUUCGGGGUUGCCGUGUGACCAGGUGACUGGGCAGUGCCGCUGUCCUGCUGGAAAGGCCGGGGAGCGCUGUGAGGCAGAGUGUAACGAAGGCUUCUGGGGGCUAGGCUGCAGGGACGUCUGCCCCCCCUGUGAGAAUGGGGGGGCGUGUGACAAACAGAAGGGCUCCUGCAACUGUGUGCCGGGAUACACGGGCGCGCUGUGUCAGGAAGUUUGCCCAUCUGGGCAGUUUGGUCUGCGAUGCCAGCUCCGCUGUGAGUGUGAGGAUAGUGGGCAGUGCCACCCUGCCACUGGACGCUGCAUGUGUCUCCCUGGACGGACUGGCUUGCACUGCAGUAAAGCUUGUGACGCUGGAUUCUGGGGCCCAGACUGCAGCAGAACCUGCGACUGUGUGAACGGCGACGGCACUUGCGAGGCGGAGACGGGCCGUUGCAGUUGCGAUGCAGGCUUCACUGGGACACUCUGCGAGCAGAAGUGCCCAGCGGGCUCGUUUGGACCGGGAUGUCGGCACUGGUGCCGGUGUGACGGCAGUGCGACCUGUGACCACGUGAGCGGUGCCUGCAGCUGCCCGGCAGGACGGAUCGGGACGUUCUGUGAGAAACCCUGUCCCCAGGGAUUUUACGGGGCAGACUGCCAGCAGAAGUGCUCCUGUCUGAACGGAGCCCGCUGUGACCCCUUCACCGGGGCGUGCCGGUGCUCCCCCGGGUGGGUCGGCCCACACUGCAACCUUCCGUGCCCCCCUGGCUCCUAUGGAGAGGCCUGUACCCAGGUCUGCCACUGCCACAACAAUGCCAGCUGCCACCCAGUGUCUGGCCAGUGCCACUGUGCUCCUGGCUUCACUGGGCCCAGCUGCCUGCAAGCAUGCUCAGUGGGAUUCUACGGGUUGGCCUGUCAGCAGCGCUGCCUCUGCCAGAAUGGGGGCACAUGUGACCCCGCUGAUGGGCACUGCACGUGCCCUGAUGGGUGGACCGGAGCGGCCUGCGAGCUGGAGUGCGCUGGGGGCCUCUUCGGAGCAGGAUGCCAGCAGCGCUGUGAGUGUGAGAACGGCGCGCGGUGUGACCCACACAGCGGCAAGUGCACCUGUGGGCCCGGCUGGGUGGGCCGGCGCUGUCACACAGCAUGCCCCGCUGGGUUUUUCGGACCCGACUGUAAGCAGCGAUGCGUGUGUGACCAUGGCGCCCUCUGUCACCAUGUCACCGGUGCCUGUGUGUGUCCUGCUGGGUGGAGAGGUACACUGUGUGACAGAGCCUGUUUACCUGGGACGUUCGGGCAGAACUGCACAGAGCUUUGCCGAUGCCCCGCCGGCACGGCCUGUCACCAUGUGACCGGGGAGUGCGGCUGCCCUCCCGGGCUGACGGGCAAUGGCUGUGAGCAGCCCUGCCUGCCGGGUACCUAUGGCCUCAACUGCAAUCAGAUGUGCCAGUGUCCUGCGGUCAAUCAGCUCUGUCACCCUGUCACCGGCCACUGCUACUGUGCGCCUGGUUACCACGGUGACCACUGCUCUCUUGGGUGUGCGGUGGGUUCCUACGGGCCAGGCUGCGUGCACCGGUGCCAGUGUUUGAAUGGGGGGGGGUGCCAGCCAACCACAGGGGCCUGUGCGUGCCCACCGGGAUAUAUCGGAGCCCACUGCAACCUCACCUGUCCAGUGGGGCACUAUGGGCAAGACUGUGCCCAGGCAGUGCUCUGUGCAGAGGGGGCCAAGAGCGACCCGGUCACAGGCCGCUGCGAGUGCGACACCGGGCGACGGGGAGCCGACUGCAGCCAAGACUGUGCUCCAGGCUGGUUUGGGGAGGACUGUGCACAGCCCUGUAACUGUAGCAAUGGAGGCCUGUGUGACACUGUCUCUGGGCUGUGUACUUGCGCACUGGGCUGGACCGGAGAGCACUGCGAACAGGAGUGCCCCCCAGGGAGAUACGGGGCUAACUGCUCGCUGCACUGUGGCUGCCUUCACGACGGCGCGUGUGACCGUGUGACGGGCCUUUGCCGGUGUCCCCAGGGCUACUACGGCCCGCUCUGCCAGCACGCGUGUCCCGCCGGCUUCCACGGCCCCAGCUGCCACCUGCCGUGUGACUGCCGCAACGGGGCCACAUGUCACCCCAGCAGCGGCCUCUGCAUCUGCCCCCCCGGCUACCAGGGACACCGCUGCGAGAAUCUAUGUGAACAAGGCAGGUUUGGAGAAAACUGCACGCAGUCAUGUGACUGUGCCGGGGACAGCCCAUGUGACCCUGUGAGCGGCAGGUGUCUGUGUCCAUCGGGGAAGACGGGGUCCAGGUGUGACGCGGACUGUCCUGCGAACCGCUUCGGCCCAGACUGCGCACACUUCUGCGAGUGUGACAGCAGGGGGCAGUGUGACCCUCGGAGCGGACGCUGCACUUGCCUUGACGGCUGGGGGGGCCUCACAUGCAGGGAGAGUCAGCUCUCCUGGCCACAGCAGUCCCAUACAGAUAUAUCCACACAGGAGUCCUACAGAGACCGAAGGCAGAACCUCUCGCAUCCAGAUAAUUAUGUAUAGCACCCCCUGCUGGCUGCACCACACUGAAAAGAGCAGAGACAUUUUACAUCACAGAACCGGGUUUGUAGGUGCCAAGCAGAUACUGUGAAGUCACAUGUGGGGUGAGAGGGACACUGGGACACAGACCUCAGGUCCUCAGCGUCAGU
Messenger RNA from Paramormyrops kingsleyae, 5313 nucleotides. It is a transcript of the gene megf6b, whose product is annotated as multiple EGF-like-domains 6b. The record is from RefSeq and is a predicted model, not a curated record. Gene Ontology annotation, biological process: heterophilic cell-cell adhesion. Gene Ontology annotation, molecular function: calcium ion binding; scavenger receptor activity; protein binding. NCBI's taxonomy places the organism in Eukaryota, Metazoa, Chordata, Actinopteri, Osteoglossiformes, Mormyridae.